This is a messenger RNA of Musa acuminata AAA Group (dessert banana), 477 nucleotides long. Its product is annotated as bZIP transcription factor 11-like. Gene Ontology annotation, biological process: positive regulation of DNA-templated transcription. Gene Ontology annotation, molecular function: transcription cis-regulatory region binding; DNA-binding transcription factor activity. The transcript has a single exon. Gene Ontology annotation, cellular component: nucleus. Bases 1 to 477 code for a protein of 158 amino acids. Lineage: Eukaryota; Viridiplantae; Streptophyta; Magnoliopsida; Zingiberales; Musaceae. The record is from RefSeq and is a predicted model, not a curated record.
AUGGCUUCUCCCAGUGGGGCUUCCUCUGGCUCCAGCAUGUUCCACAGCUCCGGUUCUUCAGAAGACCUGCAAGCGGCGAUGGACGAGAAGAAGAGGAAGAGAAUGAUAUCGAACCGUGAGUCCGCGAGACGGUCGAGGUUACGGAAGCAGAAGCACCUGGAUGAUCUGAUGGCGCAGGCGAACCAGCUGAGGAAGGAGAACAGCCGCGUCCUUUCGGUGUUGAACCUCACCACGCGGCACUGUGCUGCCGCGCAGGCUGAGAACUCCGUGCUGAGGGCGCAGAUGAUGGAGCUCAGCAACCGGCUACAGUCCCUCAAUGAGAUGCUUGACAUCUUCAAUGGAAACAGCAUCAUCAGCAGCAGCAGUUUCUUCAUGGGUGAUGGAUUUCAUGCCAUCGAUAACUCGAUCAGUCCAUGGAUCCAAAGUUAUACGACUCAGCCUAUCAUGGCUGCAGCAGAGCACAUGUUUCACCACUGA